AGAGAAGCAGCAGCUCAGCCACAAGUGGAUCUCCCUCAACCGCCCGAUGAUCCUAUCUCACUAAAUCGCUUUCAAACAUGAACAGGCCACCGAGGCUGUUCCUGUAACUGACGCCAGCUCCAACGUCUCCGGUGGAUCAAACCUGUCGCCUCUGUAACGCUGGAUACUUUUCAAGGCCUGAAGCGAUGCCUCGGUCCACAGUUGAGCUGUGAACCCGCCAAAACACUACCUCCACCCGGCGGCGCGUCGCCGAGGGAGCCGCGGCAGAGCUACGGGCAGAGAGCGCCGAGGUUCCCCUCCUGUGUGAAAGGGCUCCUUUACAGAAAUGCACCCACCAUCUCGACAGGACUAUGUAUCCCUGAGCCUUGCUGGACAAGGAAGUGGAGGUUACAACAACAGUAAGCAGUGGAGGAGACAGUCCUGCUGGAGGAAAUGGAAGCAGCUGUCCAGGCUGCAGCGGAGCCUCAUCCUCUUCAUCCUUGUCCUUAUGUUUAUCUGUGGGAUUGCCACCUAUCCUACCGUCACUGAACACGUCAGAGGCCUUCCAGAUGCAGAGCACGAAGUGGACAGUAACAGCGUCCUGAGGCCUGCCAUCCCUCAUGGGCUGCCUGAGCCUAUCAAACAGGGCCACCCAGCACUGCCAGAACUACCUUCCCAGAGGAAAUUAUCCAAAAAGAGAGGACCACCUGUCCUUCAGAAUCGCCUUCAGAGGAAAGGAAACACUUCAGAUACAGUGGUGGUGGACAAGGCGGCUGACGGCAAGAAAGAAGGGGAGGAGGAGGCAAUUAUCAGCUGGCAUGGAGCAGUGAUCGACACUGAACAGGUCCCAGAGGGCACCAAGGAUGGGGGGAAGAAGGAUUCACCUACCAACCAAGAAGCCAUAAUAUCCAAAGAGUCAGAAACUAGCCGGCUGGAGACGGUGCGGGAAUCUUUCAGACACGCAUGGAGGGGCUAUAAAGAUUUUGCCUGGGGCCAUGAUGAGCUUAGGCCCAUCUCCAAGUCCUACGGCGAGUGGUUUGGCCUUGGUUUGACGCUUAUUGAUGCCCUGGAUACCAUGUGGAUCAUGGGACUUAAAGAAGAAUUUGAAGAAGCAAGGGCGUGGGUGGCCACAGAGUUGUCCUUCAACAAGAAUGUAGAUGUCAACCUGUUUGAGAGCACCAUUCGCAUCUUGGGAGGUCUGCUGAGCACCUACCAUCUAACUGGAGACACCCUGUUCUUAGACAAAGCUAAAGACAUCGGCUCCAGGCUGAUGCCUGCCUUCAACACCCCGUCCAAGAUCCCCUUCUCUGAUGUGAACAUCGGGAAAGGUACAGCCCACUCCCCUCGCUGGACCUCAGACAGCACAGUGGCUGAGGUUACAAGCAUCCAGCUGGAGUUCAAAGAGCUCAGUCGCCUCACCCAGGAUCCCCAGUACGAGGCUGCGGUGGCCGAGGUUAUGAAUCAGGUCCACAAGCUGGACGGCAAGCUGGACGGUCUUGUUCCCAUGUUCAUCAAUACAAACAAUGGACAGUUCACCCAUCAAGGCAUCUACACACUUGGAGCCAGAGCAGACAGCUACUAUGAAUACCUCCUGAAGCAGUGGAUCCAGGGAGGCAAGAAGGACAACCAGAUCUUGGAGGACUAUCUGCAAGCAAUAGAAGGUAUUAAGAAGAACAUGUUGCAGAAGUCUUCUCCUAAUGGCCUUACUUUUGUAGGAGAGGUCUCACAUGGACAGUUCAGCACUAAAAUGGACCAUCUAGUGUGUUUCCUGCCAGGCACUCUGGCCCUUGGUGCUCACAACGGCCUGCCUGCUGAUCAUAUGGAUCUGGCUAAACAGCUGAUGGAGACCUGCUACCAGAUGUACGUGCAGAUGGAGACGGGCCUCAGUCCAGAGAUUGUCCACUUCAACAUGCAUGAGGGCAGCAUACGAGACAUUGAUGUGAAACUCGCUGAUAGACACAACCUCCUGCGACCAGAGACUGUGGAGAGUCUCUUCUACCUUUACAGGUUCACCAAGGACCUCAAGUACCAGCAGUGGGGCUGGGAGAUUCUUAAAAACUUUAACAAGUACACCAAGGUUUCCUCUGGUGGCUAUACCUCCAUCAAUAAUGUGCGCGACCCAGACUACCCGAGUCCUCAAGACAAGAUGGAGAGCUUCUUCCUCGGAGAGACCCUGAAAUAUCUGUACCUUCUCUUCUCAGAUGACCCCGACCUCAUCAGCUUAGACCAGUAUGUCUUCAACACUGAAGCUCAUCCUCUGCCUAUUUGGCCUUCCACUGCGUGACACACACAGUGAAGAAACCAAAUGACAUGUAUAAACACAACAAAUUAUCUCAGGGUUGGUCAAACACCAGGAUGAUAGCUACAUCCGUUCUGUCUCAGUGAGUGACCUCUGCCAAAACCACCCUGAACACAGAUGGAAAAAGCCUAUUUUCUAAUUGGAUCUUUAGUUUGCUCUGUGCCAACGGUCUUGGUGAAAUAACAGGAGCCUGGUCCAGUGUGUAGCUUAUUUAUAAAAAAAAUUAUUUAGGAUUUCUGUUAGUGACAGAGUGUUUUCUGGAGGAGCGGUGGAAGGUUUCUGCUCUCUCUCUCUCUCAGAUAACCUCAGCACUGGAGAGGAUCCUGAAUGUGACUUGAACUGAAGCCUUCUUGUUAUGGGGGGAGGUGGAGUGUCAGGUUGGACUGAUACAGAUGUUUAAUUGAUAUUUUCAGAACAACAAAAAUCACCAUUUUUAUUCCAGAGAAAAUCCUCCCAACACGUUCAUGUCUUAAUUUGUAGCCCUGCUUUGGAAACGAUGGAGAUGUUUCUGAAACAGAAUGUAAUCCAUUGUGACACAAAGCCAGUGUCUGGUGGUCUUACCUCAGUGCGAGGUGUGAAAGCAGCUAAAAAGUUCCCUGACAGCUGCCACCAGCUGUGUGAACUGAAACCAACCGCUGCCUGCUGCACCGAGAACCUGACUGCUCUGCCCACUUGUUUGCACAUGGGUGCCAGCCUUGCAGGGAUCUGAGGAAAAAGCUAAUUCCUCAUCACACUGUAUAUAGUAUUCAAGUGCUCUGGUUAGAACCAUUCUUCCUGAACAGGGCAGAGCGUGCCAACAGGCUGUUAAUACAUUUAUACCUGCAUUAAAAUGUGAUUUAUCAUCAGAUUGUCCAAAUCACCUCCAGACGUCAAGGUAUUAGGAUUGAACAUUGAACACAAAUAUAAUCUUACAGAUGGAAAUACAAAAUGACAUGCUGCUGUGUCAAACCAGUGAAGUAGCAGCUACACAGCUAGCAGCCAUUAGCCAGUAAACACAGGAAGCAGUCCUCACAUUACUCAAGAAACCUGUGGAUGGAGAGAAGACAAGAUCGAAAAAACACAAUUAGGGCUUCACUGAUGGCUGCCAUCUUCUUCUUCUCCUCUUCUUGGUUGCUUUCAUGGAUCUGUUCAUAUAAGAGGAUGGUGAGCUGAACAGAGCGAUCAGACGUGCAUAUAAUCUGAAUACAAGACGCAUUUUAAUGCCAGGUAUAAAAGGAGUCUGUGUCUGCUGUUCUGUGCUGCAUUCAUGUCAUGGGAUGUUACUGCACAUGAUCCCACUCACUAACCUCAGAUCAAGAAGACGUUGCUUGGAAAGUGCUAAUUGAUUAAUGGAUUACUCUGACCAGUCAUAGGCAGCUACAAACGUUUACUGUAGGUUUACGGGCAUAUGAUUUAGUAAAAUAUCUGUUUGUCAUUUGGAAACAUCACGUAUGAAACGUCAAAGUAUUCAUGACUCUGUUCAAAAGCAGGUUUACAAACCAAAAUUAGUUUUUAAACCCCGGGCCACCCAAAAUGUCUCUUCAUGACCUAUACCAAAACCAUGUAGCAGCUUUUCCUCCCUCGUGACAUGAAUGCAACAUCCGUCUCUUCAUGGGACACAGACAAACGUAUUCCAGCUGUUGUCAGGCAGCAGAUUUUCUUCUGAACUGUGAAGCUUUUGUUUUAUGAGUGUAGUCGUGGGUUCCGAGCAUUGAUUUGUUUAUUUCUUUGUGGGUUCUUUUUAUGUGCCCUGAGCAGUUGCUCUUCUCGCGGAAUGUUCCAUUUCAUUAUUUUGUCAUUUUCCUCUGUAAGGCUUUAGUAUUUGUCUUUCUGACUCGUUUGAUUUUAAAUACAAAUUUAGUAUAAUAUAUUGAUUUCUAGUGUAUUUAAAGUUGUAAUUGCAGCUAUCUAAACACACUGAGCUGGGAUUGUGAGUGUUUUGUUCAGUUUUUGUUGUAGUGGCCACAGCAGUUUGCAGUCCUUCCUACCAAUACCACUAGUUUACAUCAUAGCUCCACUUGUAGUUGUUACUUUUAAAAACUUUGAAUUGAGACCAAACUCAUUUUGUUUAUUCCGUUAUUUCCUCACAUGUGCCUUCAAUGUUGCUUCAGACAACAUUCAAAAGACCAACUGUUAGCUGUCUGUGAACGUGCAUUUCUAUUCAUUCCAGCUAUUUUUUACUUGUUGCUGACUUACAACAGUGUGUGGUAAUUGCGAUUGGUGAUAAUUUUUACAGUAGGAUUGAGGAUUGAUAUUUUUCCCUCAUAUCAAUCAUUAGGUUUACAUGAUGCCUAUCUUUCCCAGUGUGUAUUUAAACCCUAUUGACAAGGGCUCUGCGUGAUCCCUCCCUGGAUGUGUUUCAGCAUUAAACCUGAGCCAAAGACAUGCCGGAGAUAUCAUCACCCCCGGCGUCUGGUUUUGUUCUUAUUGAUGAAAAGCCAUUUUCUCCAAAGCCACAUCUUUCAGGAAAAACUAACAAAGGAGAUAUUUUCAGUGCUUUUGAUAACAGGGUCACUGGUGUGGGUUUGGAAGACUGAUGCCACUAUUUUUAGACUAAAGUCACUGACGACUGAUGGAUUUCUAUAUUAGUUGCGGCCACCAAACAGACUGCUUUUAACAGCAGGCUACACACACCACAGCUGUACAGUUGUUAGACUUGUCUAGUAUUCAUCAGUUUCUCAUUAUUAGAUAAUUUACAGUAGAAUCAACACAAAUCACAUUAAAGUGUAUUUUACCAGAGUUGGGAGAUUAAAACCUAAUUUGAAGCAUAUAAAGUACAAGAACAGGACAGCUCUGAGGCAGGUUUUACAAGAGUUGUAGAGUACAGUUGGAGUAUUUGCAGAAAUGGUCUGUUACACAUGUUGCAGACCCACAUGUUCACAUUGUCUGACUUACUGUAAAUCGACACCCGUGGACCUAACUGUCCCUGAAGUGUCCUGGAACGCAGGUCAAGCAUUAAACUGAUCGAUCUAGGAUCAUAUUCAUCACAGAGCGACUGCUAAUUUGAUUCAUUUCUCAGCAGAGAUUCUAGUUUGUCUUUUUUAUAUACCGUCUAUAAGUUUAUCCAAAGUAGCCAAAACAUGACUAAAUACACAUCUGCUGGCAGAGGUUUGAAGAUGCUCCACGUUGAAUACGCCUGUCUUCAUUGUUGGAAAAGUAGCAAUUGGAAUCCAUUUAUUCUAAGACCACCUCACUGUCCUGAGUAUUGUGUGUCCUCUCUGUCUGAAGUGUGACCUUUGCCAAUGCUGUGAGAUGGGAUCUUACAUAUGUGGAAGAGCUUUGUUCUGAUGGAGGGGCAGCAGUAUUGGUUGUUUUUCUUCCAUUUCAAACCUUACACAAUGUAUUGUUAAUAUCACUUGGUGUAAAAUAAAUGCUGGAUCUGCAUUAAUUCUGUGCAAAAAAAGAAAAAUUAAAAAGACUUUAUUGAACAGAAA
Messenger RNA from Limanda limanda (common dab), 5691 nucleotides. RefSeq names its product mannosidase, alpha, class 1B, member 1b (gene man1b1b). The record is from RefSeq and is a predicted model, not a curated record. Bases 326 to 2263 code for a protein of 645 amino acids. Gene Ontology annotation, biological process: N-glycan processing; carbohydrate metabolic process. Gene Ontology annotation, molecular function: calcium ion binding; mannosyl-oligosaccharide 1,2-alpha-mannosidase activity. The transcript has 15 exons. NCBI's taxonomy places the organism in Eukaryota, Metazoa, Chordata, Actinopteri, Pleuronectiformes, Pleuronectidae. Gene Ontology annotation, cellular component: endoplasmic reticulum; membrane.